AAUGAUUUGGACAUUCCUGAAAGAAGUGGUGAAAUGGAAGAAACUCCAUUGGCAGAGUCUCCAUGUCAAGAUAUUGAACACUUGCGGUAUGUGAAUGAGAAGGCAGUAGUUCAGUUUAAAUGUUUGGACUUAGAAAACUCCAGUUUCCUGUCUUCUUCUGGCAAAUCAACCGGUGAUGUGCAAACAAUCACAAGAAAUGGGUCUCUACAGGAUCAAAAGGAUUGUAACAAACUGGCAAUAUCAAAAGUGUCCAACCAAGAGGCGUUUAAUUUAGAAAGCCAACAGUUGGAGAAUUCAGAUGAUCAAGAAAAUUACCACGACCUUACUGAGGAAUGUAUUAGGUUGACAAGCGUGAAUCUGGCUGAUGAGGAGAACACGGAUUUAGAAACCCAACAGCCUAAGACUUCAGGUACUGAUGACAUUUCUCAUGGCCUAGUUCAAAAUUCUAUUACCUUGAUCAGCUCGAAAGUGGCCCGGAAGGGGAAGAUUGAUUUAGAAAGUCAACGUCUUGUGAAACUUGGUAAUCAAGGUAGUUCCCGGGGCAACAAUGCACGAUUACCUCUUGGACCUCCUUUACCAAAAUCACCGUCAGAGUCUUGGCUAAAGCGUACCUUGCCUACCAUUUCCUCCAGGAAUUCAUCUUCACAGUCAUCUCUUGGUUCACGCAUUUAUACCAGCAGUCCGGUUUCUAAGGUAUCCUCUCUCGAUCCCAAGUGGGAGACGAUUGUCAAAACUUCUAAUGUGCAUCACGGGCGUUCGCGGUUCUCUGAGGAACUUCUUACACCUAUACCAGAAGCUUAGAUUGAGGAACUCUUAUGUGAAGCUCACCAGCUUAUUCAUUUGCCUUGGUUGGAUGUCUCUCUUGAUGGGCUUUAAAGGUCUAAAAUUUUCUUUUUCACUUCUUAAAAGAUUUAAAGGUUACUAUAUUCUGAACUUAGAAAACUGUACAUGACAAGCCCAUCUCUGAUGCUGUAAUUUCUUGUAAAUCUCAUCAUAGUUUUUGUUUUUUUUUAACUUAAAGUUUGUUACUCUACUGGGAUUCUUGUAGAAAGGAAAGCAAUAGCUGUAUUUUGUUUAUAAAAAGAAAAAUUAAUAAAGGGGAUUUGAUGCUACAGUGAGUGAGCCAUGUGGAUUAUCUGUCAUGCAUAUGAAGCAGAGAAUUCUUUUCUUGUAUCUUCUAAUAUGUGGAUCUUAUUUAUUGUUAUGCUUGGGAGUUCAAACUUAAUAAAUCCAUAAUAUUUGCCUGGAUGGAAUUUAUUGGUGUUAAACAUACUGACUUUUGCAUUGUUGUUAGAUUCACCCUUAAAAAAAUAUCAGCAAAUGUGGUAUUGACAUUUUGCAUUAAUCAUACGUAUCUUACAGCACUGAAUCAGACCCUUGUAAUAGACUUUUCUAAGGUUCAACCCUCAACAUCACGACCGGUAAGUAAAAUUUCUGGGAAGCAACUGCAGGGACCCUGUUUUGAAUAAUUGAAAUUUCUAAGCAACUAGUCAGUUUUGCACAGCGAGAAGCCUCGAAGUUUCGAUCAAUUCAAAGAACUAGCGACGUACGGCUUCGAAACUUUAACACGGCAUUUGCUCAUAGGUGGAUGUACACAUACAUGCUUGAAAUUCCUAUAUAUAGCUGUUCUAAUUGAACACAGCAUUUGUUCAUAAAGUAAAUUGUUGUAAGGCAUCGAGACCCAAAAUAUGGCUAGAAAUUAUUUUGUUGUUGGUGGCGGUGGUCAUGGAGUGGGAGUAGGUCUCAAUAUCUUGGCAGACAACUUGGGCGGCCUGCUUUUGGUUUGCAUGGUUCUUAUGUCUCUCUCACUCAUAUCUAUGGUCAUAUUUGGUUGUGGAUCAAGCAAGGGAGGGAGGGGCAAGAGAGGGAGGGGUGGCGGUGGUGGUGGUGGUGGUGGUUGUGGAGGUGGUGGUGGUGGUUGUGGAGGUGGUGGAGGCGGUGGUUGUGGAGGUGGUGGUGGUGGAGGUGGUGGUGGCGGUGGUUGUUAGAAAAUAUGGUUAUAGUUUAUUAUUCAUAUAUGUCUACUAAUAAAGGUAUAUCUCUCGGUCUAUGUAGUUAUCAUUGAUGUUCUACGGAUCAGCUCAGUUAAGAAAUGAAAUCUGAAGAAAUUGUUUUUAUAGUAUGUA
Rosa chinensis is the source of this 2126-nucleotide messenger RNA. RefSeq lists its product as uncharacterized. The coding region runs from base 34 to 801 and encodes 255 amino acids. Lineage: Eukaryota; Viridiplantae; Streptophyta; Magnoliopsida; Rosales; Rosaceae. The record is from RefSeq and is a predicted model, not a curated record. The transcript has 2 exons.